Messenger RNA from Pararge aegeria (speckled wood butterfly), 720 nucleotides. RefSeq lists its product as uncharacterized. NCBI's taxonomy places the organism in Eukaryota, Metazoa, Arthropoda, Insecta, Lepidoptera, Nymphalidae. The transcript has 3 exons. The coding region runs from base 1 to 720 and encodes 239 amino acids. The record is from RefSeq and is a predicted model, not a curated record.
AUGUGGAAAAGAAUAGCCCUUAUCGCCAUAUUGGCGGCAGUGAAUUGUAACCCAGUGGAUCGUAGUAUAGAGGAGAAUUUAGUGGGUGCGGUAUCGGAGUGCAUCGAUACGGAUACGUCACUAUGUUUGAAGGAAAAAGCACUUAAGUAUACAGAAAGACUGGCCAUUACUAAAGACAUUAACCUUUUUGAAGGCAUGACAUUAAUAAACACUGGGUCGGCACGGUCCGCUCGCAGCUAUGAGCAACUUUCUGAAAAUCCAAAAACCAGGGAAUCGCAGAUUGAGGAAAGAAUAGCAAACAACGUUGGAGACUUCCUGGAUAACCACGUACUGCAGUUACGUUUGUCUGACGACAGUGAAGAUUCUACGGAUGUUGAUGAAGAAGGUCGAGGCAAGAAGGGCAGCAAAAAGAAGCUGAAGAAGAUCCUUCCUCUUUUACUUCUUUUGAAGUUGAAACUUGCGGCUUUGGUGCCACUCUUCCUUGGAAUAAUUGCGUUCGCCGCAGUCAAGGCUGUCUUCCUUGGAAAGAUCGCAUUCGCUCUGAGUGCUUUCAGUCUUAUCAGAAAGCUGCUCUCAAAGAACAGUCAUGGAUCAUCGGCAGCCAGUUAUACACCGCACCAUGAAGAACAUUCUGGCUACUCUUAUGAACCAGCCCAAGGAUGGAGUAGAAAUGUCAAUGAUGCCCAAAGCAUGGCAUAUGCCGGACAACUCUCGAAUUAA